Molecule: messenger RNA, 4819 nt
Organism: Anguilla rostrata (American eel)
Lineage: Eukaryota; Metazoa; Chordata; Actinopteri; Anguilliformes; Anguillidae
Gene: mcf2la
Product: mcf.2 cell line derived transforming sequence-like a
Exons: 34
Coding region: 502-4191 (1229 amino acids)
Biological process (GO): positive regulation of Rho protein signal transduction; intracellular signal transduction
Cellular component (GO): cytoplasm
Molecular function (GO): protein binding; guanyl-nucleotide exchange factor activity
Source: RefSeq, a predicted model, not a curated record
UCCAAACAAAGAGAGAAGUGCACAGGAAUGCGCUGUCAUUUACGGUGAAGAUCAGAUAGAAAAGUUGCUUUUUAAUGGCCGGAUACAAAUGGUGUCUUUGUGCUCAUUUUGGAGAUUGGCAGACAGGGCAGCUGUGGAGCCUGACAGGUAAAUGAGAUCAAACAGGGGGGAGAAGCAGAGUCCGGUUACCUGAGAGGGUGGGCAGGUAGCUGGGGGCUGCCUGGAGGGGAGAGGAACAGGGGGGCACACCUGUGCUCAGGAGCCGUUACCUGAGCCAGAAACAGGAAAUGAUCCCUUAGACAGGAAGUAAUCCCUCGGAGAUAAAACUGCAGGUUGUAGGAGGAGCAGGUUGUGUGCUGAGAGAAAGAGAGAGAGAGAGAGAGAGAGAGAGAGACGGUUGGAGGUAGAGGUACAGAAGGAGAGCGGGACACAGAGAGAGAAAGAUAGAGAUGCAGAGAGAGAGGGAAUAAAAGGUAGAGCGCAGUAGGGAGGUGUGGAGAAAUGGAGACGAGAUGGAGGGAUGAGGGGUGCUUACAGCCCAUGGCGGGUGGCUGGGGGCAUGUCCGGAUUCCUCUGGAGGAGGUGAAGAGCUAUUACAGAUUCUCCAAGCAGUGCCAGUGUCUACAGAAUGAGAUCAUGCAGAAGGACAGCAGCCCGCUCAGCGCUGCAGACAUCGAGCCCGACCUCAGGAAGCGGUUUGCCUUCCUGUCAGGCGGCCGAGGGGAGAAUGGCAGCCCUAUCAUCAUUUUCCCAGAGUUCCCAGGGUUCAAUGAGCUCCAGGAGCAGGAAUUCCACGACGUGCUGACGUACCUGACCAGCGUCCCCAGCCUGGCGGUGGCGGACGUGGGCUUCGUCCUGGUCAUCGACCGACGGGAGGACAAAUGGACGUCCGUGAGGGGAACCCUGCUGCGCAUCGCGGGCUCAUUCCCAGGAAACCUGCAGCUGGUUCUGGUGCUGCGUCCCACUGCCCUGCUCCAGCGCGCGCUGUCGGACCUCUACUUCAGGUUCAACAGAGAUGAGUUCAAAAUGAAGGUGCCGGUGAUUAUGCUCAGUUCGGUGACUGAGCUCCACGCCUACAUCGACCCCACCCAACUGACCGUGGAGUUCGGGGGGACCCAGGAGUACUGCCACGAGAAGUGGAUCUCGCACCGCACCGCCAUCGAGGGCUUUGCUCUGAUGGUGAAGAAGACGGCGCAGGUCCUGCAGUCCUUCGGGGCGGAGCUGGCCGAGACGGAGCUUCCCAACGACGUCCAGGCCACCACCAGCCUCCUGGAGGCUCACACCGAGAAGAAGGACAUGAUGAAGGACGACUUGAGGAUAGCCCUGAACCAAGGAGACCGUCUUUUGGAGAGCAUCAAUGAGCCGCUGGAGAAGGAUCCGGAAUACUCCAUGAACCAGGACGAGCUGGAGAACCUGGCCACUGUGCAGAGGCUGCUGUCCCAGCUGGGUGAGACGGAGAGCGCGUUCGAUGAGUUCUGGGAUCGGCACCACACCAAGCUGGAGCAGUGCCUGCAGCUGCGCCACUUUGAGCACAACUACCGGGAGGUCAGGGCCCAGCAGGAUCUGUGGGCGGAGCGUCUGUCAAUCUUCUCGGAGGUGGGGAUUAGCCCCGCCCACGUGGAGCACCUGCUGAGAGACCUGAGUGGCCAGGAGGAGAGAAUCUGUGACGUCCUGGACCGGGCGCGGGCGCUAGCGGCUGAGGGGGCCUCGCUGAUCCAGAGCUCGCACUACGCCCAGGACUCCAUCCAGCCCAAAUGCAGCGAGCUGCGCUCCGUCAGCGAGGGGCUGACCGCCUGCCUGCAGGCCAGGAAGGCCCACCUGCUCAGGGCCAUGGAGCUGCACCAAAGCCUGGAGCAGACUGCCAAGUGGUGCGAAGAGGGCAUCUACCUGCUGGCGUCGCAGCCGGUGGACAAGUGCCAGACCCAGGAUGGGGCGGAGUCGGCCCUGCAGGAGAUCGAGCGUUACCUGGAGACGAGAGGCCAGCUCAGCCAGCUCUCGGACAUGGACAGCAUCUUCCGGGACUACGCGUCCGUGCUCAACGACGAGUUCAGGGAUCACGUGGAGAGAGUGUUCCGGAAGCACACCUCCAUGCAGGAGAUGUUUGAGAAGAGGCGGGUCAGCCUGAAGAAGCUGGCCGCCAAGCAGUCCCGCCCCGUCCAGCCCGUCGCCCCCCGGCCCGAGGCCUUCGUCAAGUCCCCUCUGUCAUCUCCAGGGCACCGGGGAAUAGAGAAGACGUGCGGUGGAGGCGAGGUGGAGACUGGCGUGAGCUGCAGAAAACUGCAGGACAGCGGCAGCCGGCAGGGAUCGCUCUCCGAGGAAGAGGAGAACCUGGCCAUCCUGAGACGGCAUGUGAUGAAUGAGCUGCUGGAGACGGAGAGAGCGUACGUGGAGGAGCUGCUCUGUGUGCUUCAGGGGUACGCUGCUGAGAUGGACAACCCGGCCAUGAUGCACCUCAUCCCGAGCGUGCUGCAGAACAAGAAGGACAUCCUGUUUGGAAACAUGGCUGAGAUUUACCAGUUCCACAAGAGGACCUUUCUCAGAGAGCUGGAGGCGUUCACAGACUGCCCUGAGCUGGUUGGCCGGUGCUUCCUGCAGCGGAUGAAUGAUCUGCAGAUCUACGAGAAGUACUGUCAGAACAAACCGCGCUCCGAGAGCUUGUGGAGACAGUGUUCUGACUGUGCCUUCUUCCAGGAGUGCCAGAGAAAGCUGGAGCAUAAACUGGGCUUGGACUCAUAUCUUCUCAAACCUGUGCAGAGGAUAACCAAGUACCAGCUCUUACUGAAGGAGCUGCUGAAGUACAGUAAGGCCUGUGAUGGUGCGGCGGACCUGCAGGAGGCGCUGUCCUCAAUCCUAGGCAUUCUGAAGGCGGUUAACGACUCCAUGCACCUGAUCGCCAUCACCGGUUAUGAGGCUAACCUUGGCGACCUGGGCAGGCUGCUCAUGCAGGGCUCCUUCAGCGUGUGGACGGAGCACAAGAAGGGCCACGCGAAGGUGAAGGACCUGGCGCGGUUCAAGCCCAUGCAGCGCCACCUCUUCCUGCACCAGAAGGCCCUGCUGUUCUGCAAGCGGCGGGAGGAGAACGGGGAGGGGUACGAGAAAGCCCCCUCCUACAGCUUCAAACACUCGCUCAGCAUGAGUGCCGUGGGAAUCACGGAGAACGCAAAGGGCGACAACAAGAAGUUUGAGAUUUGGUGCAAUUCCAGAGAGGAAGUGUAUAUAGUGCAGGCCCCCACACCUGAAAUAAAAACUGCCUGGGUGAAGGAGAUCCGGAAGGUUCUGACAGAGCAGUUGCAGGCUUUCAGGGAAGCCAGCCAGCAGAGGGCGACGGAUCAGGUAUUCCAGUUCCCUUCGGGCAACUCCCCACCUACCGGGCUCAGUCCCUUCAGAAGUGGGCAGAAGAGCAACAAGAAGGGCGAAGAGAAGAGGACAGAGCCCGGCAGCCCGGAGCCCGUCACCAGUCCAAAAACCCCAGAAAAGGCCAAAGAUGAUACAGCCACCAGUCCCACCACAGAGAGGGCCAUGGUGGCCAAAAAACGCUUUUCCUUACAGGGGUUCAGCAACCUCAAGAGUCAGAAAGAGCCAGCACUUCCUGAUGUUAAAAGCCUAACAUUACCCAUGGCCCACCUCUCUCCACCAGGAUCUCCUCCGAGCCCUGACCGCAAAACCAAGCGGCAUGAGGUCAAGAGUGACCCAACUCCGUUUGGUUUUAGAGGUCCUCCCAUCAACCUCACCAGAGUCACAUGGUUCAGUACUUCUCACCUGUUGCCGGCUAAGAAGAGAGGCUGGGGCAAGGCCUCACUCUCCUUGGAUCCAUCUGAAGAGAAUGAUGGGUACUCCAGCUCUGAGGACCCCCUGAACUCUGACCCCGAAGAUGAAGCAGGGAAGAAGCUGGCUCCGGGGAAGUACACGGUGGUGGCGGACUACGAGAGAGGGGGAGGCCCGCAGGAAGUGGCGGUGAAGAGCGGCGACACGGUUCAGCUGAUAAAGGAAGGAGAGGACGGACAGUGGUUUGUCCGGAACCUCAAGACCAGUAAGGAGGGUUGGGUCCCAGCUGCGAAUCUGCUGACUCUCAUUGGGGUGUCAAAGUCCUCCGAGUCCCUCAGCAGCUCAGAGGGCAGUGGCACAGGCAACCUGAGCAGCUCGUCCAGCUGCAGCGAGACCUACGCCAGCUUCUCUGACAUCAAGGCCUGAGAGGGGGGCCCCCGUCCGGCUGUGUGGCCCUCCGGCGACGUCUGCUCGUCUGCUCGUCUGCUGGUUCUUCCUGUUGGAUGCCGCCUCUUCUUCUUCUCCAUCCCUCUCCGCCCCAUCGGAUUUCAGACCCCGUGGAAGGAACUGUCUUCUCCCCUUCCUAGGAACAUUAACAUGUUUUAGUGUUUGGGGAGGGUGUGGGUGUUGGGGGGGUGGGGGCCGGGGUAAAGGGUGUCAGACUCCGGCCCCCUCCGUGGUGCAGUGAGACAUGGGACGCACACGGGGGGCAAAAUGGUACCUCCCGCCCGCCAGUAGAUUGGGCUGUGUCAGCUCCAGGGCCUGGCACACUUCCUGGCCGCGUACCCACAUCCUGGGUACCGCAUUCUGGGUUGCCACAGCAACACUCUGCAAUGCACCUUCACCUUCCUGGAUAUUUGCUGUAGUCAGCAGCGUUCAUGUUUAUUCAUGCGCCCAAUGCCUCUCCUGGAACCAUCCGGCGUUUCUUCGUGAGGGGCGUUUGGAUAUAGAUUUUAUAUGUAUAUAAGAGGUCGAUGAAUAAGAAAAGAUGUUUUCCUUUAUAUAUUUUUAUUAUUUUAUUAGCCUUUAUUUAAGCAGGUUAGUCCCACUGAGA